This is a messenger RNA of Ambispora leptoticha, 291 nucleotides long. The record is from the annotation of a GenBank genome assembly. Lineage: Eukaryota; Fungi; Glomeromycota; Glomeromycetes; Archaeosporales; Ambisporaceae.
AUGUAUCCUACUAGUGGAAGGAAUGAGAAUAUCAGUGAAACAGUCACCACCGGUAAUAAUCGAGAUAAUGGAAAUAAUGUAAAUGAUGCGGGUGGAGAUCCGGGCCAUAACGCGAAUGAUGUAGGUGAAAAUUUAGAUAAUGCGACAUACUCAUCUUCAUCUGAGUUAGCAAAUAUGACCUCAGCCCUUAAUAUAUCUGCAUCACAAAAUAACAGUGAUUUAAGUAUGCCCGAUAUAGAAGGAGGUAGUCAGCCACCCUCUUAUAUGGAAUCUAUAAAUGAGGAAAGUUAA